Molecule: messenger RNA, 3672 nt
Organism: Cyprinodon variegatus (sheepshead minnow)
Lineage: Eukaryota; Metazoa; Chordata; Actinopteri; Cyprinodontiformes; Cyprinodontidae
Product: type I phosphatidylinositol 4,5-bisphosphate 4-phosphatase-B-like
Exons: 7
Coding region: 182-964 (260 amino acids)
Biological process (GO): phosphatidylinositol dephosphorylation
Cellular component (GO): late endosome membrane; lysosomal membrane; plasma membrane
Molecular function (GO): phosphatidylinositol-4,5-bisphosphate 4-phosphatase activity
Source: RefSeq, a predicted model, not a curated record
UGUUUUGUUGAGUCGUUUCCGCAUUCGAGGAGCGAUUUUCGCAGUGUCAUGUGAACAAAAAACUCCGGGGUUAAUUUAAACAACCCCCGAAUCUUUGUCGGUAUCGAGGAGGCUCCCCUUCGCUGUUAAGGUAACUACAGCGGCCGCUGAAAAGAAGACUCCGGUUCCAGGGCGGUCAGCCAUGGCGGACGAGGAGCGGUCACCGCUUCUGUCAGAGCAGCAAUAUGGGACCAACGGCUUCUUCCCGCGGGGAGGCUCGGAUGGAUAUCCACAGAGUAUAGUGCCGUUCCCAAGCUUUGUGGCACCCAAUGAAGCACCACCUCCGUACUCGCCUCAGGGUAGCCCGGACAGCAGCAGCGCCCCGGUCAUCAGCUGUCGGGUGUGUCAGAGCGCCAUCUCUGUGGAGGGGAAGGCGCAUCAGCAUGUGGUGAAAUGCAACAUCUGCAACGAAGCUACACCGAUAAAGAACGCUCCUGUCGGGAAGAAGUAUGUCCGCUGUCCUUGUAACUGUCUGCUGAUCUGCAAAGUGACAUCCCAGAGGAUCGCCUGUCCCAGGCCCUACUGUAAACGCAUCAUCAACCUGGGACCGGUCCACAUCGGCAGCGACAGUCCAGAACCGCAGCGCCAACCUGUGGGGCUCAGGGUCAUCUGUGGACACUGCUCCAACACAUUCCUGUGGACAGAGAUCUCAGACCGGACUUUAGCCCGAUGUCCGCACUGUCGAAAAGUUUCUUCAGUUGGUCGGCGAUACCCGAGGAGGAGAAGCUUGCUGUGUUUCCUGUUCUUUGUUGUGUUGGUAGCAGCCACUGCAGGACUUUUGGUUGGAACAUGGAAACCGGCUCAGAACUCAAAAGGCAUCUAUGUUUCCUGGGUUCUCCUGAUCCUGCUCUCCCUGUUCGCCCUGAUAAGAACCUUGUACUGGAGAUGUCUGAGGAUCAGUGACCCCGUGUCCAACAUCUCAUAGACAAACAGAUGGAAGGGGAAAAAAGAGAAAGUCAGAGAUCAAGUAGAUGAAUAUGAGCACACAAGAAAUCUGGUAAACGAUCUGAGAGUUGGUCUGUUAACCUCAGAAGUUACGCAGAAGGGAAAACUAAUAGAAGGAAAUAGAUAUUUUUCUUGUUCUAUACUGGAUUUAAAGAAAUGACAGCUGCUAGUUGUCCAAAAGCAACACUCAGAUCUUAUGGAGUUUUUUUUCUUUUCCAUCCUAUAGUUUAAAAAAAACAAAGUAGAGAAGCAAAAUGAAUCUGAACCACAAAGCAGGAUCAGCAUCUUGUUAUGCUAACCUCAGGUGGCUCAGAGCUUUUUACCAUCACAGAUUUAAGCCAUAAAACUAUCAACAAAGUUAAAUCCUUGAUCACUGCUUAAACACCAAGUUUGGACCAAAGCAGUUCCAACUAUGACUGGAGCUGAGACCAAUUCUGGGUUUAUUUCCUGAAGACACAGCAAAGUACCUGUGUGUUUAUUUUUUUCCUCAGCUAAAGCCAUGUCAGACUGAUGUCAUCAUAUCCCUGGAAGAAACAUUUGAUUCUGUCUUUGUUGCAGUUUGCUUUUCUAUUAAGGGCUUUAUAAUUUAAUCUCAGUGUCUUAAACUCACAAACUUUAUAAAGACAGUUUUAAACAACAGUUGUAUUUAUAAAUGUUCCUGGCAGUUGAAACAAACAUCUUCAGCAUCCUGUUAGUAUUUCUUUUAAAAAAAGCAAAACAAACUAUCGUUAGAAAUACAGCUUCAAGCUGAAUCUAUAAACAGCUGACAGUGUUUAUAAUGUCAGCAUUUAUAAAUACGAGCCGACAGAGUUUAAUCAUGGUGCUCAGAACCUAUUGGAGACCGUCUCCAGCUCCUGAUCUGUUCUAUAGACCCGCUCAGGGCGGGUUUGGAAAUUGAACUAUUCUUUGCAUAAAUCUGUGUUUAUAUGGCAUUAACUUCUAAAUGGAGAUAACAACAAUUUAGCAUUUGAAGGGUUUUGAUUUGUCUAUAAAAAAAAAAGCAUAAAGAUUUUCUUUUCUAUUUUUUUUUUAGCAUUAAGUAAAACUAGAUUCUUAAUCUUCUAAAAUGCUUUUAAAAUGACUAAGAAACGCAUUGCAUAAACUUGCACUUUUAUGUAGUGUUUUGCACUUCUAAUGAGAUCAAACACCUUUUUUCCUGCGUUCUUGAUGAGGUUCAGUAAAUUAAUCUAUAAGAACCGCUAAUCAUGAAAGAUGAGAUACAGGCGAGCUUAGGGGAGGAAAUUACUCAGAAGUCGAUCAGCUUCACAUUUCAUUCUCCGGUUUUCCUUCUUCCACAGAAUCCUUUGUUUUCCUAAAAAAAAGAUUUCCAGAUCAGGGUUAUAUUUUUAAUGAAUAUGAGGCCUCCGAUCCACAACUCAUUUAUUAAUGCGGACAGCUGGUGGUUAAACCUUCUCAAAUCUGAGUAGUUCAUGUUAAUGUAGCCAUUUACUGCAGAUCUAUUGAGCCUGCUUUGUGGUUACAAAGUGCUACAGGUAGUAAGAUUCCAUUCUGCUCCAUUUUUGGACUGUUUCUACAAGCCAGGAGUCUGUUUAAAUGUCAGCAGUAUUUCCCCCUGCAAGACUGCUGGGACUUCGAAGGAAAAAUGAACUGAAAACAGGAACUAAGUGAAGUUUUGCUGAGCUCCAUUGUUUAGAACAGACAGACUGGGACUGAUGGCGCGUCAUGCAGUCCACUCGUUAUCCUCAUCCAUUUUAAAAUCCAUCAUGUUUAAAGCAACAUUUUAAUCCUAACUUCAAUAUCUGGGAGAUCAAAUUUGGAUUAUUACUCCACUCCUAAAAUAAUUAUUUUGAUCUUUUUAUGCUGUACCUCUAUAAAACUCUGCAUCAGAGUCUAAUUGCAAUAAAAAGAGCUAACAAACAAACAGUUAAGUGAAAUGGCUCUAAAAAUGAAAUAUAAAUGGAUCAAUCUUACAGGUUGUUAAAGCAUUUAUUUUCUAGCACUAUUAUUGGCUUUGAAUGGACUUAAGCUGUCUAUGUUUCUCUUCAUUUCAGAUCUAGAGCUAGUUUUAAAACAGAAUUAAUGAAAUGGCGUCAUCAAUUGUUUAUCCAGAAUCUAAGAAGCGUCAGACUCUAAGUCAAACUUAAAGAAGUGAAGGUUUAAUGAGUUUCAGAUGACUUGAAUCCACCAGCUUCACCUGCAGGUGUAGCUUCUACAAUAACAAGAUGAUGUCUGAAAUAAAAACCAUAAGAGCAUCUUUUUUUCCUCAUGAAGCCUAAAUGAACAUUUUAAGCAUGAAGCAUUCAACUUUAGAGGCAUUGUUUUUAAUCGUGUAACCAUGGAAACAGGUUUAUUCUCUGGGUUAAGAGUAAUAAAACGUCUUGUUCAUGUUUUGUUUCCAACUGAAGGCCUUGCUUAGUUUAGAGUGUGCCUAUGAGAUAUAAAUAUAUAUAUAUUACUUCAAUCACAGUUUAUUUAAUGUGUAAAUAAGAUGGAUAGUUUAUGGGUGAAUGAUUUUUGCGAGGCUUUAAACUUGAUCAUCUCUUUGUGUCGAUUAGCAUGUCAGCGACGGAAUCAUACAGGGACUUUCGAACAUAUCUGAUUUACUUGUCCUUUUUUUCCUCUUUAUUGUGCAUUUGUUUAUUUGUAAAAUAACAAACCUAAUUUUUGUUUUAACUUCCCAACUAUAAGUUUUUGAAUUUUGCUUAAAUCGCUUUAGUUAUAAACAUC